AUGAGCUGCGCACAGCACAUAUUGAGCCACAACGCCCAGUCACAUCUGAGCCUUCGCCGCCGACGGAGGAGCAAAAUCCGACCGAACAGCUACAGAGAGUCAACAUUGCUGCAAACCCAUGAAGAGAGUCCUCUAAAGCCAGACGUCCAGCCGGGAUCUCUACCGGAGUAUGGGCCUCCUUUACCAGGAUUCAAAUACUGCGUCUCUAAGGAAUUUGGUACAAAUUUCCUGUGGUACGUCUGGAAGUGGCCCGCGAACCCCGAAUUCUGCGGUGCACCUGUCGAAGACGACGACUUAGAAGAGAGAUACUCCAAGACAUGGUACAAGGCUUAUGACGAUUGGAUCGAUCGUUAUACGGAAGCUUACAGGGACCAUAUGGAAAUGUGCUCCAAUAAUCCGGUACUCGACACGGCCCAGGAGUUGAACCUCUGGGGAUUUGAAGGCACGCUUUUGGCUGCGGGUUUGGCCCUGCAGGAUGGCGUUCACGGGGUGGGUUACGGGGCAGAAACAAGUGACGGCUCGUACGCUCAUCAGUACGAAUCCGAACGCGAGGGCACCGAAAGCAUUGGAAAGACUCUGGGACGCUACAUUGAGACGAGGAUAUUUGGUCAAGAUCUGGACAUUGGGGCAUGA
This is a messenger RNA of Colletotrichum phormii, 633 nucleotides long. RefSeq lists its product as uncharacterized. The transcript has a single exon. NCBI's taxonomy places the organism in Eukaryota, Fungi, Ascomycota, Sordariomycetes, Glomerellales, Glomerellaceae. The record is from RefSeq and is a predicted model, not a curated record. Bases 1 to 633 code for a protein of 210 amino acids.